This is a messenger RNA of Theobroma umbraticum, 1733 nucleotides long. Its product is annotated as FMN-linked oxidoreductases superfamily protein. The record is from RefSeq and is a predicted model, not a curated record. NCBI's taxonomy places the organism in Eukaryota, Viridiplantae, Streptophyta, Magnoliopsida, Malvales, Malvaceae. Gene Ontology annotation, molecular function: flavin adenine dinucleotide binding; tRNA dihydrouridine synthase activity. Gene Ontology annotation, biological process: tRNA processing.
CAAGCCUUUAGCCUUCUGUGCCACUCCAAACAAUCCCUUGGCGUUGGCGGCGAUGGAUUCCCUCUCCAUCUCCAUCGCCCGCCCAUGAAACACCCCAAACCCCACCUUUUUCCGCUCUUAAGUUUCUACCAAAAACCUCUCUUCUCCAACCCCAUCUUCCUUAUGGCCCGAACCCAAAUCCGAACUAUCCCCUCGGAUCCACCUCAAAAUGACAACAGCAACGACGACGAUGCCCUCCUUUGCUCCAAUCCACAACAGAACCAAGAGGAACAGUCUCCUUCUCAAGGUGAUGACACGCCGUCGUCGAUAGGGUCUCCGGGGAGGUACUUAAGCGGGGAAUCACGAGUGGAGAGGGCAUGGGCUCAUUGGGCCAAGCUUGGCCGGCCCAAGUUAAUCGUGGCUCCGAUGGUUGACAACUCCGAGCUGCCGUUUCGGAUGCUCUGUAGGAAAUUCGGAGCAGAGGCUGCGUAUACGCCCAUGUUGCAUUCACGUAUUUUUACUGAGAAUGAAAAGUAUCGUAAUGAAGAAUUUACCACUUGCAAGGAGGACCGUCCAUUAUUUGUCCAAUUUUGUGCUAAUGAUCCAGAUGUUUUACUUGAAGCUGCAAGGAGAGUUGAACCUUAUUGUGAUUAUGUCGACAUUAAUUUGGGGUGUCCUCAGCGAAUUGCUAGGCGAGGGUAUUAUGGAGCUUUCUUGAUGGAUAACCUUCCUCUUGUGAAAUCUUUAGUAGAAAAACUGGCUUUGAAUCUUAAUGUGCCGGUUUCUUGCAAAAUCAGAGUAUUUCCUAAUUUACAGGACACUAUCAAGUAUGCAAAGAUGCUGGAGGACGCUGGUUGCUCUCUUUUGGCUGUUCAUGGCCGAACAAGAGAUGAGAAAGAUGGGAAGAAGUUUCGAGCUGAUUGGAAUGCCAUUAAGGCUGUUAAAAAUGCGCUUAGAAUCCCUGUUCUUGCCAAUGGGAACAUUAGGCAUAUGGAGGAUGUUCAGAACUGUCUGGAAGAGACAGGUGCUGAUGGUGUGCUUUCGGCUGAGUCUGUUCUUGAGAAUCCUGCUCUUUUUGCUGGAUUUCAAACUGCUGACUGGGUGGGGGAUAAUGAAAAAGACAAUAUAGCUGGAAAACUAGACCAGGCAGAACUGCUUGUGGAGUAUUUGAAGCUCUGUGAAAGAUACCCUGUCCCAUGGCGGAUGAUCCGAUCUCAUGUGCACAAAAUGCUAGGAGACUGGUUUCGGAUUCAGCCACGCGUUAGAGAGGACCUAAAUUCACAGUCCAGGCUAACAUUUGAAUUUCUUUACAAUCUGGUGGAUCAGUUACGUGAGUUGGGUGUAAGAAUUCCACUCUAUCAAAAGGAUGCAUCUGCAGCCAGAAGCUCAGCUGAGGAUGUGGCUAGUUGAUUGGCCUGAUCCGAGUUAAAUUGAGUUGUAGGUGCAUAGGUGUCUAGAAUAUGGGGAAAAUCAGAUUCAGCUGUCAGGUUUACUGCUGACUCUACAAUUUGAUUUGUUAUUCUUUCUUAAUUCAAACAACAAUUUAUAGUUCUCAACCUAAAAUGGUUGAGUUAGAAUUAUAGCUACUGACGAGUGAAGCAGGAGGGCUCUCAAGCUAAAAGAAGGAAUGCCCUAACAAUUUUUUGUACUAGAUUAUUAAUUUACCCUUGUUGUAUUAUAAUCUUCCCUUCAGUGGGAUAAACCUUGUUUUGAAGGCAUUGGUUUUUUGCUAGAGCACCAAAGACGUUUGUUUC